UUUGUUCCCCGACCUCUAGUUGUAGAUCGUCUUAAAAAAAUUCUUCAUCCGAAUAGAUAUCAUUCAUGUUAUCAUGUGAUUUGUGGAGAACACGGGACCGGGAAAACCACGUUAAUCAGAAGUGCAUCAGGGCAGGGAGUCAUAUACGUUGAAAUUCCUGCUGAUGCAGAAGAUAUAGAGAACUUUGGCAUAGCAUUUGGAAAAUCUCUUAACUUCGCAUUUGAGGAACGUAUCUCUUUUAUGUCACAGCUUACGAAGAAAGUAUUAGGUGAUACCCAUGGUAAAGAUGAGCGUCCCAAGUGGAAAAGAGCCUUGGAGGCCUUCAAGCGUGCUAGUGCAGUGUACAAAGCAAAACACAAUAAACCUUCAGUCAUCAUUUAUGACAACAUUGCCAAAUUAGCUAAUGUGAACCCAAAAGUUCUUGAUACUCUUCAAGAUGACGCUAAAAUGAAUGCUGAUCACCGAGAGUACAUUGCUGUAUUUGUUAGUAGUGAAGGGAAUGUACCUCGAAGAAUGGAAUCUCAUAGUGCGAAAAAACCUAUAAUUAAAAUCGGUGACCUUGAUAGGAACACAUCAAUGGAAUAUUUGGUUAAGAAGCGCAGUAUCAAGGAAGGAGAUGCAAAAAAAUUAUAUGAUUUGGUUGUGGGGCGCAUUGUAGAGCUAAAGACCGUGGCAGAUGACUUCCUGGCUGGACAAACCUUCGAAGUCGUUAAACAGUCGAUUUUAGAUGAAGUUGAGAAGAAAUUUCAAUCUGCACAACUCCUUCCGAAUGGUCCAUAUUAUGAAGUAGGAAGAAGACUUAUCAGUGAUUUGUUGAAGUCUAAUGAGCUCAGCUUUUUAGCAUUUAUGAAAUAUUUUGAUAAGGUUGAGGAAUUAAAUGAAGUUUUGGGAAACAAUAUAUUUUCAUAUCAUCGAUCAGUAGAAAGUUAUAUUCAAGAAAAUGCUAAUAUAUUUAACAUACUCUCCUCACAUUGUAAAAUUAUAGAAGUUGAUUAGAAAUUUUCAAAAUGGCAUAUGUUUUGAU
Rhizophagus irregularis DAOM 181602=DAOM 197198 is the source of this 1024-nucleotide messenger RNA. RefSeq lists its product as uncharacterized. The record is from RefSeq and is a predicted model, not a curated record. NCBI's taxonomy places the organism in Eukaryota, Fungi, Glomeromycota, Glomeromycetes, Glomerales, Glomeraceae.